Molecule: messenger RNA, 3522 nt
Organism: Aptenodytes forsteri (emperor penguin)
Lineage: Eukaryota; Metazoa; Chordata; Aves; Sphenisciformes; Spheniscidae
Gene: GRM1
Product: glutamate metabotropic receptor 1
Biological process (GO): regulation of synaptic transmission, glutamatergic; G protein-coupled glutamate receptor signaling pathway
Cellular component (GO): postsynaptic density membrane
Molecular function (GO): adenylate cyclase inhibiting G protein-coupled glutamate receptor activity; G protein-coupled receptor activity involved in regulation of postsynaptic membrane potential
Source: RefSeq, a predicted model, not a curated record
AUGUGCAGGCAAGAGGAGCCCAUGAAAUUGGUAACCUGGGUCUGGAUGGCAUCGUGCAACAAAAUGAUUGGCGUGCUGCUGGUCUUUUUCCCCGCUCUGCUCCUGGAGAUGGACGUGCUGCCCAGGAGCGCCGGGCGGAAGGUGCUUCUCUCCGCAGCCUCCUCGCAGCGGUCGGUGGCUCGGAUGGACGGGGAUGUCAUCAUCGGGGCCCUCUUCUCUGUCCAUCACCAGCCGCCGGCUGAGAAAGUGCCCGAGAGGAAGUGCGGGGAAAUCCGGGAGCAAUACGGCAUCCAGAGAGUCGAAGCCAUGUUUCACACUUUGGAUAAAAUUAACGCCGACCCGGUCCUGCUACCUAACAUCACCCUGGGCAGCGAGAUCCGAGACUCCUGCUGGCACUCCUCGGUGGCCCUGGAGCAGAGCAUCGAGUUCAUACGGGACUCCCUCAUCUCCAUCAGGGACGACAGGGACGGGGGCGCCCGCUGCGUUUCCGACUCGCAGCCCCAGCCCCAGACCAGAGUGAAAAAGCCCAUCGCGGGGGUGAUCGGCCCCGGCUCCAGCUCGGUCGCUAUCCAAGUCCAAAAUCUGCUCCAGCUCUUCGACAUCCCCCAGAUCGCUUACUCCGCCACCAGCAUCGACCUGAGCGACAAAACGCUGUACAAAUACUUCCUCAGGGUGGUCCCCUCCGACACGCUGCAAGCCAGGGCCAUGCUCGACAUCGUCAAGCGCCACAACUGGACCUCCGCCUCCGCCGUCCACACGGAAGGAAAUUAUGGGGAAAGUGGAAUGGAAGCCUUCAAAGAGCUGGCUGCCCAAGAGGGUCUCUGCAUUGCUCACUCUGACAAGAUCUACAGCAAUGCUGGGGAAAAGAGCUUUGAUCGCCUGCUCCGCAAGCUGCGAGAAAGGUUACCCAAGGCUAGAGUGGUGGUUUGUUUCUGCGAGGGAAUGACAGUGAGGGGGAUCCUCAUCGCCAUGAGGCGCCUGGGAGUGCUUGGGGAGUUCCUGCUAAUUGGAAGUGACGGUUGGGCAGACAGAGAUGAAGUCAUCGAAGGUUACGAACCUGAAGCAAACGGAGGCAUCACUAUCAAACUGCAGUCUCCAGAGAUCUUGUCGUUUGAUGACUACUAUCUGAAGUUGCGUCUGGACACCAACACCCGCAACCCCUGGUUUCCUGAGUUCUGGCAGCACAGAUUUCAGUGCCGCAUCCCGGGGCACCCGCUAGAGAAUCCCAACUUCCAGAAGAACUGCACUGGCAAUGAAAGCCUAGAAGAAAACUAUGUGCAGGACAGUAAAAUGGGAUUUGUCAUCAAUGCUAUAUAUGCUAUGGCUCAUGGGCUCCAAAAUAUGCAUCAUUCCCUUUGCCCUGGACAUGUUGGGCUGUGUGAUGCUAUGAAGCCAAUUGAUGGCAGCAAGCUCUUGGAGUUCCUCCUCAAAUCCUCAUUCAUUGGUGUUUCUGGAGAAGAAGUUUGGUUUGAUGAAAAGGGAGAUGCCCCUGGAAGGUAUGACAUCAUGAACCUGCAGUACAUAGAGCCCAACCGCUAUGACUACGUCCUCAUUGGGACCUGGCACGAAGGUGUGCUCAACAUCGACGACUACAGGAUUCAGAUGAAUAAGAGUGGAAUGGUCCGAUCGGUGUGCAGUGAGCCUUGCUUGAAGGGCCAGAUUAAGGUGAUCAGGAAAGGAGAAGUGAGUUGCUGCUGGAUUUGCACUGCUUGCAAGGAGAAUGAGUUUGUUCAGGAUGAAUUCACAUGUAAAGCCUGUGAGCUUGGCUGGUGGCCAAAUGCUGACCUGACAGGCUGUGAACCCAUCCCUGUAAAGUACCUCCAGUGGAGCAAUAUAGAGUCUAUUGUGGCUGUGGUCUUUUCCUGCCUGGGGAUCCUGGUCACCAUGUUUGUCACCCUUAUCUUUGUGCUCUACAGGGACACCCCUGUUGUCAAAUCCUCCAGCCGGGAGCUCUGCUACAUUAUCCUUGCUGGCAUCUUUCUGGGUUACGUUUGCCCUUUCACCCUUAUAGCUAAACCCACCACAACAUCCUGCUACCUCCAGCGCCUUCUGGUGGGUCUCUCCUCUGCCAUGUGCUAUUCUGCCCUUGUGACCAAAACCAACCGCAUUGCACGCAUCCUGGCAGGCAGCAAAAAGAAGAUCUGUACCCGCAAGCCACGUUUCAUGAGCGCUUGGGCCCAAGUGGUUAUUGCCUCCAUUUUGAUCAGCGUGCAGCUGACACUGGUGGUCACGCUGAUCAUCCUGGAGCCCCCGAUGCCCAUCCUCUCCUACCCCAGCAUUAAGGAAGUUUACCUUAUCUGCAACACCAGCAACCUAGGCGUCGUGGCUCCUGUGGGCUACAAUGGACUCCUCAUCAUGAGCUGCACAUACUAUGCCUUCAAGACUCGCAAUGUGCCUGCCAAUUUCAAUGAGGCCAAGUACAUUGCAUUCACCAUGUACACCACUUGUAUCAUCUGGCUGGCCUUUGUGCCUAUCUAUUUCGGCAGCAACUACAAGAUCAUCACCACCUGUUUUGCAGUGAGCCUGAGCGUGACAGUGGCGCUGGGGUGCAUGUUCACUCCUAAGAUGUACAUCAUCAUAGCCAAGCCUGAGAGGAACGUCCGCAGUGCCUUCACCACCUCAGAUGUGGUGCGUAUGCAUGUCGGGGACGGCAAGACACCUUGCAAGUCCAACACCUUCCUCAACAUAUUCCGGAGAAAGAAACCAGGGGCUGGAAAUCCAAAUUCUAAUGGAAAGUCUGUGUCAUGGUCUGAACCAGGUGGAAGACAAGCUCCCAAGGGGGAACACAUGUGGCACAGACUCUCAGUGCAUGUGAAGAGCCAGGAGACAGGGUGCAAUCAGACAGCGGUGAUCAAACCCCUCACUAAAAGCUACCACGGCCAAAGCAAGAGCCUGACCUUUACCGACAUCAGCAGUAAGACUCUGUACAAUGUGGUGGAGGAAGAAGAUAGAGAGCCCGUUCGCCACAACCAGCCCGGCAGCCCCUCCAUGGUGGUGCACAGGCGGGUGGCGACGACCCCCCCGCUGCAGGCCACAGCGGAGGACACCCACCUCUUCUUUUUCUUGCCCGAGCAGCCCCGCAAGACCCUGCCCUUGCAGCCGCGGUCUCUCAUGGACCAGCUGCAAGGAGUGGUCAACAAAUUUGCCACCGGCAUCCCUCGGCCCCCCUACCAGCCCCCCCCGCCGCACCAGCCGCCCCCUCCGCCUCUCCAGGUGGCCACCUUCAGUGAGGAGCCCCUGUCUCCCCCAGCUGAGGAAGCAGAAAGUGAGAAGCUGAAGCUCAUUCAGGGAUACGUCUACGAGAAGAACCCAGAGGAGGAGGACGAGGAGCCAGCAACCAGCAAACUGACUCUGGAAGACUCUCCGGCGCUGACGCCCCCGUCCCCUUUCCGGGAUUCGGUGGCUUCUGGCAGCUCCGUGCCCAGCUCCCCUGUCUCGGAGUCGGUGCUCUGCACCCCCCCAGAUGUGACCUAUGCCUCUGUCAUCCUGAGGGAUUAUAAGCAAAGCUCGUCCACCCUGUAG